UUUUUCUGUCAUACACUCAUACAUGUGAGCAGCGUUUCCUUCUCUAUUAUUCACGCCUCAAAAUAUAUAUGGUAAUUCAUUAUCCCUCCACUCACCCACAGUCGCACCUUCAACUUUCUCCUUUCAAGCGUCAUACGGAUAUAGAGAAACUCAUCAUCUAUCCCAGCAAAAUCUGAGCCUCAACGCUUGUAUGCGCUGGGCUCUCGCUGUCACCUCCCUUCACACAGAAACCCCCGUUGCAGCCACGGCGACCCCCUUCCUCCGUUCUGCUUUGGUUUAGCUUCCGAUUUGUUCGUUCAUUUCGUGUCCGCGGGCGUUACUAAUCAAUUAAUUUCGCUUUGUUCCUGGAAUGGCGAGUUUGAGGAAUCCGGGAGCUGGAUUGGCUCUGAUGGAGAUAAUUGGGAUCUUGAUUUGCGUUGAAAGCCUCGCAACGCCGUCUCCCCCAAUGUGCCCCUUGCGGAAUUCGGUUAAAGACUCGAUCUUGGGGCUCCGAGAUUUCACAUGCCCAGUUGAUGAGAUCAAUUUUUCAUAUGCGGCCGCUAUUGUUGAGGGAAAUGAGAUGAUAUUGCAGAGAUCAUUGCAUAUGAUUCAACACAGAUCACAUAACUAUGCUGUUUUCCUCUUCUAUGCAUCAUGGUGUCCGUUUUCUGAAGCAUUUAGACCGAUCUUUUCUGUUCUGUCUUCUCUGUUCCCUUCAAUUCCCCACUACGCAUUUGAAGAAUCAGCUAUUAAGCCAAGUACUCUCUCAAGGUAUGGAGUUCAUGGGCUUCCUACGCUAUUAAUUCUGAAUUCUACGAUGCGUGUUCAAUAUCAUGGACCGAGGACCCUUGAUUCUUUAAGUACUUUCUAUGAUGAUGUAACUGGUGUUAAGACAGAAAUUGAUGAUGUCAUGUCCCUAGACAAGGUUGGAUGUUCCACACACCAGGAUGGGCAUAAAAGUGGAAGUGAACCAGAAAGUUGUCCAUUCUCAUGGGCAAGUUCUCCACAGAAUUUACUUCGGCAGAACACGUACUUGAUGUUGGCAACUAUAUUUGUUCUUCUAAGAUUGGUGUGUGCCAUAUUUCCAUAUAUCCGUAGGUUUGCUCGUUUCGCUUAUACACGGUACAACAUGAGGAUAAGCUCCUUGUGGGAGCAUCCUCUGCUGUACCUGCAUCGGGGAUUCCAAGUAUUCAAUUCAUUGAAGGAGCCUUGCAAGCGAAGCAAUUUGCAGGAAAGAGCUAUGAAUGCCAGGGCAUGGGCCUCAAAGUCUCUAGCUUCUGUUUCAUUUGGCGAGGCCAGCUCAAGUCGGGUUGGAACGGUUAGUUUAACUCACUGAUUAAUUUGCUGGUUAUAUCUCUUUUAGAAACUAUCUGCUACCUCCCACUGGGUUUGCUUUAAUUCUGAUUUGUGAUUUUUUUUCGUUUUAAUAUUCGGCUGUCAAAACAACUCACGUGACUGUCGUGGUACUAUUGUAUAGUAGUUAUCAUUUUCGUAUCAAUAUUGAAAGAUCAUGUCGCCAUGUCGGCCUAUUUGUAUAGAACAUUUAGCUAAUAAGCUAAAUUUUGUAAUUCAGAUACUUGUUGAACUGUGGGUGUAACUGUGUAAGUGUGCAACUCAUUUGUGUGGUUUCAUCCUCUUAUUUUAUGAACGAAAUUGCUAAAU
Molecule: messenger RNA, 1641 nt
Organism: Cuscuta europaea
Lineage: Eukaryota; Viridiplantae; Streptophyta; Magnoliopsida; Solanales; Convolvulaceae
Source: the annotation of a GenBank genome assembly